Molecule: messenger RNA, 5276 nt
Organism: Bubalus bubalis (water buffalo)
Lineage: Eukaryota; Metazoa; Chordata; Mammalia; Artiodactyla; Bovidae
Gene: ABCA5
Product: ATP binding cassette subfamily A member 5
Exons: 39
Coding region: 144-5072 (1642 amino acids)
Biological process (GO): transmembrane transport; lipid transport
Cellular component (GO): membrane; intracellular membrane-bounded organelle
Molecular function (GO): ATP binding; lipid carrier activity; ABC-type transporter activity
Source: RefSeq, a predicted model, not a curated record
GCGCGACUUCCGGCGCCGCGCCCGCCCCGCCCCGCCUCUCGCGGGCCUGCGGCGUCGGGGGCGCGCGCGCGGCCGCACUCUCGGAUCCAGUUAGAAGCUGAGGUGCUCGCGGACCCCGCGGCCCGUCCGUGAGCCUAGAAAACAUGGCGACUACAGUUCGGGAAGACGGGGUCUGGAGGCAGACGAGAACGCUGCUCCUCAAGAAUUACCUGGUGAAAUGCAGGACCAAGAAGAGCAGUGCUCAGGAAAUUCUUUUUCCACUGUUUUUUUUGUUUUGGUUAAUAUUAAUUAGCAUGAUGCAUCCAAAUAAGAAAUAUGAAGAAGUGCCUGAUGUAGAACUCAGUGCCCUGGACGCGUCCGUCCUCACCAAUGUCGUGCUUGGAUUCACGCCCGCGACUAACAUCACGAGGAGCAUCAUGCAGAAAGUGUCUGUGGAUCACCUUCUUGACGUCGUAACUAUUGAAGAAUAUGCAGAUGAAAAAGAAUUGGUAACAUCUAGUCUUUCCAAGUCUGACACCUUUGUAGGCGUUGUGUUCAAAGACUUCAUGUCCUACGAGCUCCGGUUUUUUCCUGAUACAAUUCCAGUAUCUUCUGUUUAUAUGGAUUCAAGAGCUGGCUGUUCCCCAUCAUGUGACGCCGUCCAGUUCUGGUCCUCAGGGUUCACGGUUCUGCAGGCCUCGAUAGACGCAGCCAUCAUACAGAUGAAGACCAAUGUUUCUUUUUGGAAAGAGCUGGAGUCAACUAAAGCUGUUCUUAUGGGAGAAACGGCUGUUGUAGAAAUAGACACCUUUCCCCGAGGAGUAAUUUUAAUAUACCUAGUUAUAGCAUUUUCACCUUUUGGAUACUUUUUGGCAAUUCAUAUCGUAGCAGAAAAAGAGAAGAAGUUAAAAGAGUUUUUAAAGAUAAUGGGACUUCAUGACACGGCCUUUUGGCUUUCCUGGGUUCUUCUCUACACAAGUUUGAUUUUUCUCAUGUCCCUUCUCAUGGCAGUCAUCGCAACAGCGUCUUCCUUAUUCCCUCAGAGUAGCUGCUUUGUGAUAUUUCUCCUUUUUUUCCUCUAUGGCUUAUCAUCUGUAUUUUUUGCUUUAAUGCUGACGCCUCUUUUUAAAAAAUCAAAGCAUGUGGGAAUAGUUGAAUUUUUAGUCACGGUGGCUUUUGGAUUUGUUGGCCUCUUGAUAGUCCUCAUGGAAAGUUUCCCCCCAUCGUUAGUGUGGCUCCUCAGUCCCUUCUGUCAGUGCACUUUCCUGAUUGGCAUCGCACAGGUCAUGCAUUUAGAAGACGUUGAUGAAGGUGCUUUAGUUUCUAAUUUGGCUGAAGGCCCGUGUCCUCUAAUCAUUGCUAUUAUGAUGCUGAUUCUUAACAGCAUUUUCUACGCCCUCUUGGCUGUUUAUCUUGAUCAAGUUGUUCCAGGAGAAUUUGGCUUACGGAGAUCAUCAUUUUAUUUUCUGAAGCCAUCAUAUUGGUCGAAGAGCAAAAGGAAUUAUAAGGAGUUAUCAGAGGGCAACGUGAAUGGGAAUGUUAGUUUUAGUGAAAUUGUUGAGCCUGUUUCUUCAGAAUUUAUAGGAAAAGAAGCCAUCAGAAUCAGUGGUAUUCAGAAGACCCACAGAAAGAAAGGUGAAAAUGUAGAGGCUUUGAGAAGUUUAUCGUUUGACAUAUACGAGGGCCAGAUCACUGCCCUGCUUGGCCACAGCGGAACAGGAAAGAGCACCCUGAUGAAUAUUCUGUGCGGGCUGUGCCCGCCCUCGGAGGGGUUCGCAUCCAUAUAUGGACACAGAGUCUCAGAAAUAGAUGAAAUGUUUGAAGCCAGGAAAAUGAUCGGCAUUUGUCCACAGCUAGACAUACACUUUGAUGUCCUGACGGUAGAGGAAAACUUGUCCAUUUUGGCAUCAAUCAAAGGAAUACCAGCCAAUGAUGUCAUACAGGAAGUGCAGAGAGUCUUACUGGAUUUAGACAUGCAGGCUAUCAAGGAUAAUCAGGCUAAAAAGUUAAGUGGUGGCCAAAAAAGAAAACUGUCUUUAGGAAUCGCUAUUCUCGGGAACCCAAAGGUGCUGCUGUUGGACGAGCCAACAGCUGGAAUGGACCCGUGUUCUCGUCACAUUGUCUGGAAUCUUCUGAAACACAGAAAAGCGGACCGGGUGACAGUGCUUAGCACUCACUUCAUGGAUGAAGCCGACAUUCUUGCUGAUAGGAAGGCUGUCAUAUCACAAGGAAUGUUAAAAUGUGUUGGUUCUUCAAUUUUUCUCAAAAGCAAAUGGGGAAUUGGCUACCGGCUGAGCAUGUACAUAGACAGAUACUGUGCCACAGAAUCUCUUUCUUCUCUGGUUAAACAACAUAUACCUGCGGCCACUUUGUUGCAACAGAAUGAGCAGCAACUUGUGUACAGCUUGCCUUUCAAGGACAUGGACAAAUUUUCAGGCUUAUUUUCUGCUCUAGACAGUCAUUCAAACUUAGGUGUUAUUUCUUAUGGUGUCUCCAUGACGACUUUGGAAGAUGUAUUCUUAAAGCUAGAAGUUGAAGCGGAAAUUGACCAAGCAGAUUACAGCGUGUUUUCUCAGCAGCCGCAAGAGGAAGAGUUGGAUUCAAAAUCCUUCGACGAGAUGGAGCAGAGCUUGCUUAUUCUCUCCGAAAGUAAGGCUGCUCUGGUGAGCGCCAAGGGCCUCUGGAGGCAGCAGGUGUUCACCAUCGCCAGGUUUCACUUCCUCAACUUGAGACGUGAAAGCAAGUCCCUGAGAUCUGUGUUGCUUCUACUUUUAAUAUUUUUCACAGUUCAGAUUUUCAUGUUUUUGGUACAUCACUCUUUGAAAAAUGCUGUGGUUCCCAUCAGACUUGUUCCAGACUUAUACUUCCUCAAACCCGGAGAUCAACCCGAUAAAUACAGAACCAGUCUGCUCCUUCAGAACUCCACUGACUCGGAUAUCAGUGACCUUCUUAGCUUUUUCACAAAUCAGAACAUAAUGGUGACGAUGUUUAAUGACACUGACUACAUGUCCGCCGCUCCCCACAGCGCAGCUCUGAACGUGGUGCGGUCAGAAAGGGACUAUGUUUUUACUGCUGUUUUCAACAGUUCUAUGGUUUACUCUUUACCCGUGUUGAUGAAUAUCAUUAGUAACUACUAUCUUUACCAUUCAAACGUCACUGAAAGCAUCCAGGUCUGGAAUACCCCAUUCUUUCAGGAAAUCACAGACAUCGUUUUCAAAAUCGAGCUGUACUUCCAAGCAGCUUUACUUGGGGUUAUUGUUACCGCAAUGCCUCCUUACUUCGCCAUGGAAAAUGCAGAGAAUCACAAGAUCAAAGCUUAUACUCAGCUUAAACUCUCAGGUCUCUUGCCUUCUGCAUAUUGGCUCGGACAGGCUAUUGUUGACAUCCCCUUAUUUUUUGUGGUCCUUACUUUGAUGAUAGGCAGUUUGUUUGCAUUUCAUUAUGGAUUAUAUUUUUAUGCUGUCAAGUUCCUUUCUGUGGUUUUUUGUCUUAUCGGUUAUGUUCCAUCAGUUGUUCUGUUUACCUACAUUACGUCUUUCACCUUUAAAAAAAUUGUAAAUACCAAAGAAUUUUGGUCAUUUAUCUAUUCUGUGACAGCGUUGGCUUGCAUUGCAGUCACCGAAAUAACUUACUUCAUGGGAAACACAGCUACAGUUAUUCUUCAUUAUAUCUUUUGCAUUACCAUUCCAAUCUAUCCGCUUCUAGGUUGCCUGAUUAGUUUCAUAAAGAUUACUUGGAAGAAUCUUCAGAGAAAUGAGGACACCUACGACCCGUGGGAUAGCCUUCUGGUGGCUGUUAUAUCGCCGUACCUGCACUGUGUGCUGUGGGUCUUUCUCCUGCAGUACUACGAGAAAAAAUAUGGUGGCAGAUCGUUAAGGAAGGAUCCCUUUUUCAGGACUCUUUCGACAAAGUCCAAACACAGAAAGUUUUCAGAACCACCCAACAAUGAGGAUGAAGAUGAAGAUGUCAAAGCUGAAAGGCUGAAGGUCAAAGAGCUGAUGAGCUGUCAGUGUUGUGAGGAGAAACCAGCCAUUAUGGUCAAUAAUCUGCAUAAAGAAUAUGAAGACAAGAAAGAUUUUCUUCCUACAAGAAAAGUAAAGAAAGUGGCAAAUAAAUAUGUCUCCUUCUGUGUGAAAAAAGGAGAGAUCUUGGGACUGUUGGGUCCAAAUGGCGCAGGCAAAAGCACGAUUAUUAAUAUCCUGGUUGGUGACAUUGAGCCAACUUCAGGCCAGGUCUUCCUAGGCGACUACUCUCCACACCCAGCUGAAGAUGACGACUCUGUGAGGUGUAUGGGCUACUGUCCCCAGAUCAACCCCCUGUGGCGAGACAUCACCCUGCAGGAGCACCUCCAGAUCUACGGAGCUGUGAAAGGGAUGAGAGCCAGUGACGUGCAGGAGGUCACGGAUCGAAUAACAAAUGCACUUGAUCUAAAAGAACACCUGCAGAAAACGGUGAAGAAACUUCCUGCAGGAAUCAGGCGCAAGCUGUGCUUCGCCCUGAGCAUGCUGGGGAACCCCCCGGUCACGCUGCUGGACGAGCCAUCCACAGGCAUGGAUCCCAAAGCCAAGCAGCACAUGUGGAGAGCGAUUAGAACCGCAUUCAAAAACAGGAAGCGGGCCGCUAUCCUGACCACUCACUACAUGGAGGAGGCGGAGGCCGUCUGCGACCGAGUGGCCAUCAUGGUGUCUGGGCGGCUGAGGUGUAUUGGGACAGUCCAGCAUCUGAAGAGUAAAUAUGGAAAAGGAUACUUUUUGGAAAUCAAAUUAAAGGAUUGGAUAGAAGACCUGGAAGUAGACCGUCUUCAAAGAGAAAUUCAGUGUAUUUUCCCAAACGCAAGCCGUCAGGAAAGUUUUUCUACUAUUCUGGCUUAUAAAGUUCCUAAGGAAGACGUUCAGUCCCUUUCACAGUCUUUUUCUAAGCUGGAAGAAGCUAAACAUACAUUCGCUAUUGAAGAGUACAGCUUUUCUCAAGCAACGUUGGAACAGGUUUUUGUGGAACUCACGAAAGCGCAGGAGGAGGAAGACAACACGUGUGGCACCUUGAGCAGCGCGCUCUGGUGGGAAAGGGCGCAGGAGGACAGAGUCGUGUUUUGAAUUCAUGCUGCUCACCCCGCUUCCCGCAUUUCUUUCGUUUACGAUUUAGUUUUUGGUUUAACAGUUUAUUGCUUGAACAAUAGUCGAAGAGCCGAGAGAGCACUUGGGGUUUCCCUCACUCCCUUGAUGCCAUCAGCUGUGUGUUUCGCUUUUCUUCAAAUAAACUUGCGUGCAGCCACGUGAGCCUGCGCGUUGGCGUCUGCA